AGACUGAUAAUGUUUAAACCAACUAUUAGUAUUCAAUAGAGACUACAUGUAAAAUCAUUCAGAGACAUUUCCUUCUUCAAAAUUGGUUUAGUUGGUUCCCGCUUGGUUAAGCUGUAAUUAAUCAAGGCACCAAAUGUGCAAAGAAGUCCAAGUGUUCCCAGAGACAGAAUAAUGUUAUCUCCAGUUCUUCCCAAUGCUGUAUUGGCUGACAGCUGGUGUCUGAGCACGUGGCUAUGGCAAGGUGAAUUCCACUUUGUGGAACUGUUGCCAUAUAAUCCUGUCAAUGUGGAAGUGGUUAUCAUUCUGUUGAAAUAAUUAUUUAUAUGCACACUUUUUCUGAUGAACACUGUGGUGCACUGUGCACGUGCAGCUGAAGUAUGUUGCUACAGCCUCAAUAUAACAAGCUACUAAAUAAGCACUCAAACUAACACCUGUUCCAUUUCUACACAUCCGCUAUUUGUGAUUUUUGUUAUCGUUACAUUUGUUAAACAAGGUUUGUCCCAUUUGUGUCAAAGAGCGUCACACUGUGUAUUCCUGUAUGAGUCUUUGUCCUGUACUGUAUAUCAGCUGUAGCCUGUUGCUCCACAUCUGGGGUCAUUAUUAUUCAUUCUGGAUGUCUUUAUGGGCAGUGAGACCUUCCAUUUCACUAUCCACUGUGAAAGAUACAGCAACUGUUACUUAACACAGCUGGUAAUGAAUAUCUAUAUCAACAGGCUUAAAUGUUCUGUUUUGCAGGGUUUUCUGGCUGGUGAUCAAGUCAGCUUAAGACUCAUACAGAAAUGGCCUCUGUGAGCAUUGUAUACAUGUAUUACAGGAAUAUUAUAACAGCUGUAUUAAUGUAUAUAUAGCAUGUCAUUGUUGUAGCUGGUCGACGGUGGAGCUCAACGUCAGGCAAACGGGCGCAGCAAACUGGAGUCGGACCAAUACCCACACACAUCCUUGAGUGUCAGCACAUCCUCCACAGUGUCCCCUGUGUUGGGAUAUGAAGGAUGUUUGAGCUCACGAUUUUUCGAUGUCUUUAAGUCAACAGGAUGACACAACUGUAUCACCAGUGAUACAUUCAUAGCUGUGUGAGUAGCUAUAAUAUUCUGGUUGUAGAGCCUAAAGAUCCCUUUCAUUACCUUUGUACUGUACACCUGUUGAGUGUAAGAUGCCUUGGCCAUUUUCGGAGUCCAUCAAGAAGCGGGCCUGCAGAUACCUCUUGCACCGAUACCUUGGCAAUUUUCUGCAGGAGAAGCUGAGCUUGGAUCAGCUCAGUUUAGACCUCUAUCAAGGCACUGGCUCACUUGCACAAGUGCCACUGGAUAAAUGGUCCCUCAAUGAGCUUCUAGAAACUGCUGAUGCUCCUUUUGAAGUAAUCACUGGGUUCAUCCAGACAAUUUCUUUAACUGUGCCAUGGGCAGCCCUGCUGCAGGAAAACUGUGCCCUGGAGGUCAAGGGUUUGGAGAUGGUGCUCAGACCAAGACCAAGAGUGGCAUCUGGCAUUGAGCCGAUGUGCUGGUCCAGUUUCAUGACAAGCAGCAUGCAGCUUGCCAAAGAAUGCCUGAGUCAGAAACUCACUGACGAUAUAGGAGAGAGCUUCCAGCCUUUUGAUGGACUGGAGAAAUUUGCAGAAACAAUAGAGACAGUUCUGAGAAGAGUUAAAGUGACAUUUUUGGACACUGUUCUCAGAGUCGAACACAUUCCAGAAAAUUCUAAAACUGGAAUUGCCCUUGAGAUACGAAUCAACAAGAUUGUUUACUGCGAUGAAACGGGUGGGGAGAGUUCAAGUGUAGAUGUACAUCAGCCAACCACGUUUGCACAUAAAAACCUGCAGUUGGAAGGAAUCGCCAUAUUUUGGGACGAGUUUUCAGAUGUGUCCCGAGCUGGAUUUAAAUCUUCACCCACUCCGACGGAAACUGAGCCAAAGCUCUCCCCUAGUUGGAAUCCCAAAAUAAUAUGUGAGCCUCAUCCCCAGUUCACAGAGCCUGUGUCUUCUACAACACCAUUUGAACCUGUGCAGGUUGGGAGCCUCGGUGGUAAUAUUGAGUUGUCACUCACUCUGAAAAACAACUUAACUCUGCCUGGAGCAAAGCUGGAUGUUGUUGGACAUAUUGACACACUGAUUAUUCUGCUGUCCCCACGACAAGUUCAUCUUCUUCUCGAUUUGUUUGGAGCUUUCUCUGGUGGAGGUGCUCAGGAUUGGGCUAAGGACAGAAAGAAUCGACCCAUGCAGCAAGAGGAUGAGUAUCGGCUCCAUAUGGAGCUGAAUCGCUGUCUGAAGAAGGAUACUGCUGGCCCAGGAACAGACCCUGACCUCUUUGAGAGCCAAACCACCAGAACUGUGUCUAGUCGAGAUGAUGUGUUCUUCUCCAUGGCCGACAUGGACAUGUCUCACAGCUUGUCAUCCCUCCCUCCUCUGGGUGAACCACCCACUGUUGAUUUGGACUUGUCACUCAAUAGCAACUACUCUGCCUCCCCAGUAGAAUCGCCUUCUGGAAACACAACAGCUCUGUGGGAUGAUUACAUGGAUGUACCAAGACAAAGAGAGAAGAAAACUAGUGAAACUCCUGUUCAGUCACGGGAUUCUCAACUCCCUCAAAAAUUACUGCGACAGACUUCCCAUUCAUCCAAAACUCACGGUGAUGAGUCAAGGCCAGAGCUGGUGUUAAGGCUGACAUUUGGCAGCCUGGCAGUCUCAGUCCUCCACAUUGACCCGCUGCCACCUCCUGAUGCUGCUCCCAGUCCCCUUGGCCCCAUGGCUGCACACUUCUUCAGCAUGGUGGGCCCAGGCCAGCUUGCCCCAGAUGCCUUCCUUCAGUCUCAGACAGUGUUUAAUCAGGCUUGUCCCUACGACCACCUUAGGUUUGUGGGUCAGGGUCUGAAGAUAAACUAUGAGCAUUGUCAGGGAUCCAGCCUGCGGACUUUUACCACUGACAUCUCCCUUAACCAGAUGGAGUUUCUGGAGUGCCUCUUUCCUUCUGAAACUGCCAUUAAUGGCUCCCAAAGAGGCAUUCAGUACACUGAGCUCCUGACAUUUGACACCACAGCCAAUGCUGACAUGCCGCUUGCCACCUGCCUUCACCUGCUUUACAAACAGGCUGAGCGUAGAGGGCCUCAGGGCGGCCAGGUUCGCCUUAGUACCAUUCCCAGGAAAGCAGAGAUCCAGGUGGAGUUGGGAGCUGUGCGCUCUGAGCUGGACAUCAGCAUUGUAGAUCGUCUCAACUCAGUGCUACAACCGCAGAAGCUGGCCACCACGGAGAUGAUGGCUUCCCAUAUGUACACAUCCUAUAAUAAACAUGUUAGCUUGCACAAGGCCUUUACAGAGGUUUUCCUUGAUGAUGGUCACACUCCAACUAAUUGUCAUGUAUCACUGAGGGUCAGUGCCCCAGUCCUGGGCCUCUCGGUUCGCUUUCCUAUUCCUGACCUCCGCUCAGAUCAGGAAAGGGGCCCUUGGUUCAAGAAGUCCCUGCAGAAGGAGGUACUUUACCUGGAGCUGGAAGACCUGGAAGUGAAAACGGAGUUCAUGGGCGGCAGUUCUCCUGACCAAACCAAGAUGGAGCUCACAUUUAGAGAGCUCACUGGGAAGUUCCAUGAUGAGCCAGAUCAACCAGGUACACGGUUUCUCAGGGUGUCCCACACCAUGGACGGAGACAUGACAACAUCUGAGAGUGCAAAGUUUGACUGGCCAAGGGUUGUGCUGAAGAUGAACCCCACUGCAGUCCACUCAAUCCUUGAGCGGGUGACGGCUGAAGAUGACGAGGGGGCUGAGGAUCAUUCUCUUGAAGAGGAAGAGGAGGAAGGGGCUGCUCAUUCACUGAAGGAUGUGUGUGACUUUGGGAAACCUGAGCCUUCACCCUUCUCUUCACGUAGGGUUAUGUAUGAGAAUGAAGAGAUGGUCAUUCCUGGGGAUGUUGCCGAAAUGACGGAGUUCCAGGAAAAAAACAUGAACAACUCUCGUUUUGUCCUUGAGUUGUGUUUCCCUAAUGUGCAAUUAGCACUCCCCAGCAAGGCAUUUUAUGAAAAACUGCACAACAGGGUAAACAAUGACCUGCUUCUGUGGGAGCCCACUGCUCCAUCUCCAGUGGAGACUGUGGAGAACAUGCCGUACGGAGUUGGACUCUCUGUCGCCAGUCAGUUGAUCAACACUUACUCCAAGGACAGCUUCAGCCAGUUCCGCUCUACGGGUCCCGAGGAGGAGACUAGUGGCUCAGAGGAGGAGACCAUGCACUAUUACUCUCCUGCUUCCGACCAGGGCCUCAGAUCACGCAAGAAGAAAAAGCCUAAAGCCCAAAGCAAGACAUCCCAGAGUCUGUUCUCUGUCAUCCUCAGUGUCAAUCAUGGCCUGGUGGCUCUUCAGACUAACACUAAGCAGGAGGAAAAAUCUGUACUGAAAAACAAGCACGGUGAGUUCUGGCUGGAGGUGAAAAAUGCUGUGCUGUUCAGUGUGACACAGUAUGAAGGCUACAAAGACCAACACUACAUCUGUUUCCACACUAGCAGCAUUUGCAUGUAUCACGAAGGACUUGUGGAUGGAGGCACCUCUGUUUCAGACAUCAAACUGCCGUGCAGGACACAUCCCCAUUGGCUAGAGCCAACCAUCUACCAGUCAGACACAUCUUCUGAGAGAUCUUCAACACCCUCAGAGGGUAUUGGUUUGGAGGCCCGCAGCAUGGUGUCUGUCGCUGUCAAAAUCUCAUCACCGAAUUCAGAACGUAAUGUCAAGGAAUUUCUGGUUUCUGUUGGAGUGAGAGGUGCCACACUCCAGCACAGAGUGGUCCCUCCUAGCCUGGGCUGGUAUGAUCAGAUUGUCGACUUCCUGAAUGUGUCUGAUGAACCUGUGUUGGGUUACGCCCCUCCGACAUCUGUCGCCACCCUACAUCUACAUCUGUGGAGCUGCUCUCUGGACUACAGACCUCUUUACCUGCCUCUAAGGUCACUGUUGGUCGUAGAAACUUUCAGCAUCUCCAGCAGCGUCUCUUUAGACCACUCUUCUUCAACACUCAGGAUCAUUUUGGAUGACGCUGCUUUGUUUCUCUCAGACAAGAGUAACGCAGUCUCUGUUAAUCUAGCACGUGACUAUGUUCAAGUGGUAGACAUGGGAACACUAGAGUUGAGGAUUACCGCUGUCAAACCUGGAGUGGAUGGAAAACUGUCUGAGCCCAGAUUUGAGCUGCGCUGUUCCAGUGAUGUCAUUCACAUCAGAACGUGUUCGGACUCCUGUGCCGCUCUCAUGAACCUUAUUCAGUAUGUGGCGAGUUAUGGAGACUUGCUGCCCCCUUCAGAACCAGAGGGCAAGCACAACCUCGCUUCACAAAGAACUAAGGCGGAGUUUCCUGGUCGCCCUACAUCCCAGGCUCAGCUGCUUGCUGCAACUGAGCAGCAGAUGUUGCAGGAUUUGAUGAGUGAAGCUAUGGAGGAGACUGAUGGGCAGCAUCCAGCAGGUCAACAGCAAAAUGGUACAUAUGAGGAGUGGAGUCAGGACCAUGACCCUCCUUGCUCAGACCUGUUCCUGUUCCCAGAUGAGAGUGGAAAUUUUAACCAAGAUGCGAGCCCCACUUAUCCAAUGCUUCACUCUCCUCUCAUCACCCCCGUCCCUAACCUGGCCCAAGAGACAGAUGAUUUUUGUAUCCUGGAAACACCAGGUUCCAGAGGAGAGGAUCGUGAUCAGGAGCCAGUAGUAAAGCAGCUUACCUCAGACCCAGUGGAAAUCAAAGAUGAUCAUUUCAGUCAGCCACUGGAUGGGAGUGAUUCCAGUCGUGGAGCCAUGAACUUUCCCAUUCCAGAGGUGCGCUACCUCAUCAAGGAGAUCUCUGUCAUCUGGCAUCUUUAUGGCGGGAAGGACUUUGGGAGCGCAACUUUCACAGCCUCUCCUGCUAGAAGCCGGGGGGCGACACCUCGUAGCUCUCCCUCCCAAACUCCAGUCAGACAGACCAAGGCUUCAGGACGAGCAGGAGGUGGAAAAGGAAGGAACCCCGAUGUCCUGAUGGAGAUCCAACUCAGCAAGGUGAGAUUUCAACAUGAGGUGUACCCACAGGCCCAGGUGACUUCUGGGUCUGCAGUGGACCAGCCAGUUUCCCGGCAGGUGUUUGUUGUGCAGGACUUGGAGAUUCGCGACAGACUGGCUACGUCACAGAUGAACAAGUUCCUCUACUUGUACUCUAGCAAAGAAAUGCCCCGAAAAGCCCAUUCUAACAUGUUGACAGUUAAGGCAUUGCACAUGUGUCCAGAGUCAGGGCAGGCCCCUCAGGAGUGCUGUUUACGUGUUUCCUUGAUGCCACUUCGCCUCAAUAUUGAUCAGGAUGCACUAUUCUUCUUGAAGGACUUCUUUACUAGUCUUGCUACUGAAGUCGAGUUUUUCUCACCUCCUGCUCAAGAAGCUGUUUGCAUUUCCACAAAGAAAGCAGCUGCCCCAGAGAUCUCUUGUAGCUUCUCCAAACACACUGGCAGCAGCCAGAACCUGGCCCCAAUCAUCUCAGUGCCUGCUCAGAGACGCUUGAUCCACAAUGGUUUCUCUACAUCUGGCAGGGAGGAAGUGACUGACAGUGAAACCUCUGCUUCAUCAUUCACCGAGCAGCCAAUAUUUUUUAGAGAGUUCCGAUUUACCUCUGAAGUUCCCAUUCGCUUAGAUUACCAUGGGAAGCAUGUGUCAAUGGAACAGGGAACGUUUGCAGGGAUCAUUAUCGGGUUGACACAGCUGAAUUGUUCAGAGCUAAAACUGAGACAGUUGUGCUAUCGACAAGGAUUAUUAGGCGUGGAUAAGCUGUUUUCCUAUGCAAUAAACGAGUGGUUAAAUGACAUAAAGAAGAACCAGCUUCCAGGUCUACUGGGUGGUGUGGGACCUAUUCACUCUCUGGUGCAGUUGGUUCAGGGAUUCAGAGACUUGGUCUGGCUCCCUAUUGAGCAGUAUAGGAAGGAUGGCCGGAUAGUGCGCGGGUUCCAGCGCGGAACAGCCUCUUUUGGCACUUCUACUGCAAUGGCUGCUCUGGAGCUCACCAACAGGAUGGUGCGGACUAUACAAGCAGCAGCUGAGACGGCAUAUGACAUGGUGUCUCCAGUACCUGAUGAGAGAGACACAAAGAAGAUAAAACGGUUCUCCCAUUAUGGAUUGGCUCAUCAGCCCGUUGACCUGAGGGAAGGUGUAGCCAAAGCCUACACUGUGGUUAAAGAGGGGAUCACAGAUACUGCACUGACCAUCUAUGACACGGCCACCCGGGAGCACGAGCAGCGUGGGAUGACGGGGGCAGUCGGUGGAGUUCUCCGCCAGCUGCCACCAGCAGUAGUCAAACCGAUCAUUAUGGCCACUGAAGCAACCUCUAAUGUCUUGGGUGGGAUGAGGAACCAGAUUCACCCUGAUGCACGUCAGGAAGAGUCACAGAAAUGGAGGCAGGGCGAGGAAUAAUUCUUAUUGUAAUAUGGUGACUGAAGCAACAGCUGAUAAGUGAAGUGAAGAAGUGUGCGCUAUCAGAGCAAGAGGAGUAUCUCACAGGUACAUCACAGCCCUGGUGUAAAACAAAACACUGUUCAUCUUGUGGCAGUUUCAGCUACUGUGAUUCAGCUUAUCAGUUCCCUCACAGUGCCUUCAAGGUUGUCAGCAUUGUCCAGCUGUGUGUGUGUGUGUGUGUGUGUGUGUGUGUGUGAGAGAUGAAUAAAUGAAUCAAAUGAUGUCUAUGUGGAUUUAUGUUCUGUUGUAGGAUAGAUAAUGGCAUUUUAAAUUUAAAAUCAUAACUGAAGAAAUAGGCUGUUGUCUCAUCAGGUGCAAACAUUAGCUUCAAACAGCUCUGUUUACAAGUCGUGUGUGGUUACAUUCUGUUAUCCUACUUGGUGUCAGCAAACACUAACAUAGGUGUAAUGAACCUUAAUUUAUAUAUAACAUUCACUAUAUUUGAGCCUCAUUAUUUACUGUAAAUAUUCCUAAUGUGUAACAUUUCAUGCAAAUAUAAAGAGAGCACAGAAACAGUGUUACAAAAAUGUAAAGUUCUGUAAUCAGCACUUUUAAGUAACUUGAAGGGUUGCUGCACAAAUGAAUCAUAAAAGGGAAGAUUGCCCAAUUCUUACAAAAGCUGCUGUCCUGAAAAGGCUGCUUAUUGAAUUUAGAACUGUAAAUGUUUUAGUUUGGCACUUCCAUUUUCAAAUUGUGGAUACACAAAAAAUGUAUGCACAAAAAUAUUCUAUUCAAGGACUUCAAGCAAAGUCUUAAUAUUCUGCUCAAUGAUUUUUUAAGUGUAUGUAACACUAUAGAUAUUUGGUGUAAUAUGUGUUGCAGAUAUCUAAUUUGUUCGUUCUCUGGUUUAUGUGAAAAGAAUAGUAUUUCUUGUACAUAAGUGUACAGAUAAUUAUUGAAUUUUAAAAGCAUGAAAGGGGAAU
This is a messenger RNA of Monopterus albus (swamp eel), 8346 nucleotides long. RefSeq names its product autophagy related 2B (gene atg2b). The transcript is spliced from 43 exons. Lineage: Eukaryota; Metazoa; Chordata; Actinopteri; Synbranchiformes; Synbranchidae. Gene Ontology annotation, molecular function: protein-membrane adaptor activity; phosphatidylinositol-3-phosphate binding. Gene Ontology annotation, cellular component: phagophore; phagophore assembly site. The record is from RefSeq and is a predicted model, not a curated record. Bases 1151 to 7381 code for a protein of 2076 amino acids. Gene Ontology annotation, biological process: glycophagy; piecemeal microautophagy of the nucleus; reticulophagy.